GGGAAGGAACCGCGACCUGGGCGGGGUAGGAGGGCCGUGAGCGCUCAUGGCGGGCGGCGUGGACGAGGAGGUACUGCACCAGCUGUACCUGUGGGUGGACAACAUCCCCCUGUCCCGGCCCAAGCGGAACCUCUCGCGGGACUUCAGUGACGGGGUCCUGGCUGCUGAGGUGGUGAAGUUUUACUUCCCCAAGAUGGUGGAGAUGCAUAACUAUGUUCCAGCCAAUUCUGUACAGCAGAAAAUCAACAAUUGGAUUCACCUGAAUAGAAAGGUGUUGCACAAGCUGAAUUUCUCCGUCCCUGAGGAUGUGAUUCAGAAGAUUGCCCAGUGCUCCCCGGGAGUGGUGGAACUGGUGUUGAUCCCACUGCGGCAGAGGCUGGAGGAAAAAAAGCAAAGAAAACAGGGGGUUGGCUCAUCUCAGGUGCUGAGUCUCCAGGAAGGCAGCAACUACAUGGAUAUGGGUUUCUCCCAGAAGACCCCAGGGGGUGGCACCGUGGAGCCCCAGAAAGCUGGGCAGCUCAGGGGAGGCAAGUUUCUCCCUGCAUCUAGCCAGGCCAUGCAGGGGGACCCGAGCUUUGUCGUCCAGAUGGCUGAGAAGGAGCAAGAGCUGUUGGCCUCCCAGGAGACGGUCCAGGUCCUUCAGAUGAAGGUACGACGCCUGGAACAUCUGCUGCAGCUCAAAAACGUCCGCAUUGAUGACCUGAGUCGACGCCUUCAGCAGGCCCAGCGCAAGCCGCGGUGAGCGGAGCGAGGAUGGAGGCCCUGUGCCACUCCCCCCUCCCCUUCUAGCCUCCCUUUCUGGAAGUGCCUCUACCGACCGCAUGUCCGAGCAUAGCUGGACAGACUGACCUCGGGUCCUGGAAUCCUGAUCCCUUAGGCAUUUCUGCCCUGAUCAUAGGCAGCGAGCGACAACUGAAAAGGCUUGGGCUGCCCGCCUGGCAUCUCAGAGCCUGGGGUGGGAGGCCCCGGAGUGGUCCCCAAACAGAACGCCCAAGUCAGGAUCUCUUCCUUCCCUUGUGGAAAGUCCCCAAGCAUCCCUCCGGCCCAGGAAGGAUGUUGGGAGCACGAGAGGUGGGGCAGGCCCAGCUGCCGCUGGUAUAGUGGGUGCUGAAUGUCACAAAAAAGGGUAGGGAAGUGGGUCAGGGACUUGGGUGCCUGGGGAACCAGCCCUUCCUCCUAUGCCUAGCAUCUUUCCUUGUUCUGGACUUAGUCUCCUCCUCCCCCCAGGCUAGGUAAAAGAGGUAUCCCUUAGAACCUGAACCCAGAACCCAGACAUCUUACCUGCUUUCUGAAAUCCUGGUCACACGGGCCGCAGAGUGCUCUAUGGGGCACCCUUCUACCCUCCACAUGCUCUGGGAAAACAUGGCCCUGGCCCUCAUUUCAGUUGCACCCCCUGCAAUGCAUGUAACUGGGCACCAUCAACCAGCACUUUGAGCCAUCUUAUCCUGAACCAGAGGGGCAUGUGCCUGGCUUCUUCUCGUUCUCUCCUUGCCCCUGGCUGACCCCACCACCACAGUAAAGCAGAGCCGGUCCUGUGUGCCCCCUUGUCAACCAGGAGCACCAGGGCAGGCCAGGGCUUCCUGUGGCCAGGACGUCAAGGACAGAGGUCGGGGAAGACACAGGCUGCCUGACUUUGGCCCCCAGCCUUAGCCUGAAGCAGCCCUUCUCAGUCUUGGGAAGCAGAGGCCAUGGGUCUUUGGUCCUUCUGUCACAGAGAUCCCACAGGGAAAAGGGCUGCGUUAGAGAAAGAUGCUGGGGAGAGAAAGCUGGAACAUUCCCCCCAAUAAACACGUAUUGUUCUCA
Molecule: messenger RNA, 1803 nt
Organism: Vombatus ursinus (common wombat)
Lineage: Eukaryota; Metazoa; Chordata; Mammalia; Diprotodontia; Vombatidae
Gene: SPEF1
Product: sperm flagellar 1
Exons: 7
Coding region: 47-742 (231 amino acids)
Biological process (GO): regulation of cytoskeleton organization
Cellular component (GO): axoneme
Molecular function (GO): microtubule binding
Source: RefSeq, a predicted model, not a curated record